Prunus armeniaca (apricot) is the source of this 1146-nucleotide messenger RNA. NCBI's taxonomy places the organism in Eukaryota, Viridiplantae, Streptophyta, Magnoliopsida, Rosales, Rosaceae. The record is from the annotation of a GenBank genome assembly.
AUGGCCGAGGUUCAGACUCAGACCACCAAGUCCAAGGUCGAAGAAGAUCAACAACAAGCUCCACUCUACGGAGACAUCCUAGAAUCCAUCCUCUCUCACGUCCCUCUCCUCCACCUCGUCCCUGCCUGCCACGUGUCCAAGUCCUGGAGCCACGCCGUCUCUUCCUCCCUCCGCCACUUCCACAGAAACAUCAAGCCCUGGCUCAUUGUCCUCACUCAGACCACCAGGUACCCCUACGUCACCUCCGCACGUGCCUACGACCCCGCCUCGCAAGUGUGGAUGGACAUUCAUCCGCAGCCGUCCGAUAUCCCGUCCAUCCCCAUCCUCCGAUCCUCGCACUCCACUCUCCUCUACAUGCUCUCCCCCUCCAAGUUUGCUUUCUCAACCGACCCCCUCCACCACACGUGGCACCACGCGGCAGCCCCGCUCGUCUGGCGAACCGACCCGAUUGUUGCGCUGGUGGGCCACCGGAUCAUCGUCGCUGGCGGCACGUGCGAUUACGAGGACGACCCCCUCGCGGUGGAAAUGUACGACGUGACGACCCGCACGUGGGACACGUGCGACUCCAUGCCCGCUAUUCUCAAGGACUCCGCGGCCUCCACGUGGCUCUCGGUGGCCGUCGAUGACAGCAAAAUGUACGUGACGGAGAAAAUCUCCGGCGUGACCUACUCGUUUGAUCCGAAUUCCAAGGAAUGGUUUGGACCGUACGAUCUGGGCCCCGACGGAAGCGUAUUUAGCUCCGUGAUCGGAUUCGCAAACGGCCGUUUGAUUUUGGUGGGUGCGGUGGGAAAUGCGGAGAAUUUGAAGGGCGUGAAGGUGUGGGAAGUGAAGGGAGCUUCGCUUGAGCGCAAGGAGAUGAUGGGGGAGAUGCCGGCGGAGAUGGCGGAGAAGCUGAAGGGGGAGAGCGGUUGCGUGGCGUCGAUCGGGAUGAGUUGCAUGGGAAAUUCGGUGUGCUUGCAUAACCCGGCGGAACCAGCGGAGAUUAUCAUCUGCGAGCUCGAGGGCGGAGGAUGCAGGUGGGUAAGCGUACAUAACGACGUCGUGAAUGACGGGAGCCGAAUGCAGAGGUUGGUGGUGACGUGUUCGAAUGUUGGUUUGCCGGAUUUGCAUAAAGCCGUACAAGUUGGAGCACUGAGAAUCGUGUGA